Molecule: messenger RNA, 1881 nt
Organism: Fusarium redolens
Lineage: Eukaryota; Fungi; Ascomycota; Sordariomycetes; Hypocreales; Nectriaceae
Exons: 1
Coding region: 1-1881 (626 amino acids)
Source: RefSeq, a predicted model, not a curated record
AUGGCGCCCACUACGAGUAAUUCUGUUGCCGUCUAUAACAUCGUUGGUCAAAGGGAACAGCCCUCUUAUUCUAGGCAAUGCCUCAUCCGCUCAGAUGACAACGGUUUGUGGAAUGCAUGCAAAGCAUGGUAUCUGUUCUUCAUCCACAUCGGGUUAGCCGUUGCUAUCAUGGUGCUGGUCAUACAGAUAGACGGUCGACAGUUCAAGAUUGGAUCCGGCUCAACUCUUUUCACCUUCCAUUCCCGACUAUACCAGGCACAGGUCACAGGUCUUCUUUCUUUAGCACUCGUGACACUCAGACUUGUUGCUGGGACUGGGUCUGCACUGCUUGCCUGGAGAAUCAUCUUUAUCCUCCUCGAGAAGCGCGGUGUGACUCUUGUAGAGCUGAAGCGUCUACUGAGUUUGCGAGUCCCAAUCAUCCCAGCUGGAAGGGCAGAGAUAUCGCUGCGUUGGUCUCUUUGGGCAACAGCUGCCAUCAUAUUGAUGUGGCCUCAUGGCUUUGCAGCGCCACUCGCAUCUUCUUCACUCUCAUGGAUACCUGGUAUCACGCUACUCGAUAAAGAGACACCAGCGCUAAUUGGAACACUUGGGCCUUAUACUGAUUGUCCAGCCAUUCUAUACGAUGACACGCGGGCAACAGCGGUUAUAAGUGCCGCGGCAAUGACAGCGAAUGAGCCUGGCUACGCUUUCAAGCCAGAGCUUAUUCAUCUACGAAGAUACUUCAACGCAAGUAAAUAUAUGCCAACUGGUAGUCGAGUCAACCUUCCGCUCCCUUACUUUGUCGCUGACGUGCGAUGGGUCGACGCAUCAAGCAACAACCGGUCGAUAUAUGCUGGAAACGCCGAGUACUCCGAUGUCGGAAAGCCUGUUGGGAUUAGACUAGUGGGCGCAACAUCUAUCAUCAUGGAUCAGAACUGGAGCCCUCAGGGUAAGUCACCAGCAAACGCGACUAUCUUCAAUGGUACGAAGCUGGUUGCAGCCCAGCUCCCCGGGGUCGAGCCUUUUGGGGGUCCUCUGGCGCCCGGUUCUGCUAUCAGCGAAAGGGAUAGAUGCCGGACAACAACAAAGCAGUUCGGAAAGCUCCCUGCCGUGGCCCAGCAUCAGGUUCAGAUUAUAAAUGGAGACAAGGAGAUUGUCUACUACGACUGCUACAUGCUCGCGGAAGUAGCGGUAACAGCAGGAAUAUACCCAGCACGAGACUCUGAGGUUGUCUAUUCUGACACUACAUCGCAAUCCUACGCCACCUGUUCGGUAAAGCGAAACGAUGAGGCUCUUGAAGGGGACUGGCUCUCUAGUCUAGCUCUGGACUUUACGUCCGAAACACUCAAGUACACCGUCCUGCAGAACUUCAGUCAACCCUGGAUCAGCCCGAAUCUGGAUGAUUAUGUGACAGGCAUGCUGGCUCUGGGAUACCACGCGACUUGGAGUGCCUUGAUGAAAAGACUAGGGAACAAAACCGGACCUAUAUCUUUCAAAUCUCCUGAGCCUGUUGUCUUUGUCGCAGUAGACAGAUUCAAGCUCUAUAUCUGGCUAGGGAUGAACACCACUCUUAAGUUCUCUGCGAUUCUUGUUUUUGGUGCGAGCAUGACGGCAAAGGCAAAAACUGUUCGUGAUACAGCACUUGCGCCUUUAACGAUGGAUCUUACAGACAUUGUUCAUAGUCCUGGGGCUCGAGGGCUUUGCAAUGCCGCCAGUCUCAGUCGUCAGGAUAAUGAACUUCCUAGGAUGCCAUGGCAGGCAAGUGCUCUGAGAAAUCGGAACGAAAGCGAAGAUGCUGAGGGGAAUAAAUUGUGUAGUAGAAAAGUUGUGUUUGCAGACGAUGCCCCGUCGGCCCGCACCAUGGAUGUCGAGUUAGACUCUCUAUCUGGACUUCGAUAUUAG